Messenger RNA from Bubalus bubalis (water buffalo), 4316 nucleotides. RefSeq names its product WW domain containing E3 ubiquitin protein ligase 1 (gene WWP1). The coding region runs from base 318 to 3083 and encodes 921 amino acids. The transcript is spliced from 25 exons. Lineage: Eukaryota; Metazoa; Chordata; Mammalia; Artiodactyla; Bovidae. Gene Ontology annotation, molecular function: ubiquitin protein ligase activity; protein binding. Gene Ontology annotation, biological process: ubiquitin-dependent protein catabolic process. The record is from RefSeq and is a predicted model, not a curated record.
GGCGGGUGUCGGUGAGCGCGGCGAGCGGGUUCCUAGUGGCUGCGGGCGGCCUGGGCUGCCGGGGCCGCCGCCUGGGUCGCUGCCGCCGCCGCCGCCGCGCCUGCUGAGAGAUGGCGGUUUUGGGCGCCGAAGGCUGAGGGCGCCCGCCUGUGGAGGAGGCGCCGCCGCCGGGGCCGCCGGGAGCCGACGGCUUCGCGCCGGGUUGUCUCCUCACUGGACUAUGAGCUCCGUGGAAGAAGGAAUCGUGUCUUACUCAUCUUUAUAUCUCCAGUGUCUAGAACAGUUCCUGGUACAAAAUUUAAGCUGAAUUUUGGGACAUGGCCACUGCUUCACCAAGGUCUGAUACUAGUAAUAACCACAGUGGAAGGUUGCAGUUACAGGUAACUGUUUCUAGUGCCAAACUAAAAAGAAAAAAGAACUGGUUUGGAACAGCAAUAUAUACAGAAGUAGCUGCAGAUGGAGAAAGUAAGAAAACAGCAAAAUCCAGUAGUUCUUCUAAUCCAAAAUGGGACGAACAGCUAACUGUAAGUGUGACCCCACAGACUACAUUGGAAUUUCGAGUUUGGAGUCAUCAUACUAUAAAAGCAGACGCUUUGUUAGGAAGAGCAACAGUAGAUUUGAAACAAGCUCUGUUAAUACACAAUAGAAAAUUGGAAAAAGUGAAAGAACAAUUAAAACUUUCCUUGGAAACCAAGAAUGGUGUCGUGCAAACUGGUGAAUUAACAGUUGUGCUUGAUGGACUGGUGAUUGAGCAAGAAAAUAUAACAAAUGGCAGCUCAUCUCCAGCCAUAGAAGUACAGCAAAAUGGUGAUGCCUUACAUGAAGACAGAGAACCUUCAGCAAGGACGACCACCAGGUUGGCUGCUGAAGAUACUAACGGGAUAGAUACUCAUGUACCUACAAACACUGCAGUACACAGCUCAUGCUGUUCAUAUGUAGUUAAUGGGGACGACACACCAUCUCCAUCUCAGGUUGCUGCCAGACCCAAAAACACACCAGCUCCAAAACCACUCACCUCUGAGCCUGCCACUGACACUGUUAAUGGAGACUCACCCUCAUCUGUACCGACUGAUAACGCCUCCAGCACGGGUACUGCAAUAGGAUCUGGAGAACCCGCCUUGUCUUCAAAUUGCACUAGUACUCCUGUUGAAGACCCUCCAGUUCAAGAAACACUGACCUCCUCGGAAAACAAUGAAUGUAUUGUCUCUAACAGUGCAGCCUUUGGAUCUGAAGCUCAAAGUACAUUGGAUCCUUCCACCUCCAAUUCUGCAAGUAGCUCUGCUUUUGAAGCAGCCAAAUUAAGACAGCCCGACGGAUGUGUGGAACCUGCCCGGCAGCAGUCUGGAGGUGCCAACACAGAAACGCUGCCAUCAGGGUGGGAACAGAGAAAAGAUCCUCAUGGUAGAACCUACUACGUGGAUCAUAACACACGGACGACCACGUGGGAGAGGCCGCAGCCUCUGCCUCCAGGUUGGGAAAGAAGAGUCGAUGACCGGGGCAGAGUGUAUUACGUGGACCAUAACACCAGGACGACCACCUGGCAGCGGCCCACCAUGGAGUCGGUCCGGAACUUCGAGCAGUGGCAGUCCCAGCGGAGCCAGCUGCAGGGAGCUAUGCAACAGUUCAACCAGCGAUACCUCUACUCGGCUUCAAUGUUAGCAGCAGAAAAUGACCCAUACGGGCCUUUGCCACCAGGCUGGGAAAAAAGAGUGGAUUCAACAGACAGAGUUUACUUCGUGAAUCAUAACACAAAAACAACCCAGUGGGAAGACCCCAGAACUCAAGGUUUGCAGAAUGAAGAACCCCUGCCAGAAGGUUGGGAAAUUAGGUAUACCCGGGAAGGUGUGAGGUACUUUGUUGAUCAUAAUACAAGAACAACAACAUUCAAAGAUCCUCGCAAUGGAAAGUCAUCUGUAACUAAGGGUGGUCCACAGAUUGCCUAUGAACGCAGCUUCAGGUGGAAACUCGCUCACUUCCGUUAUUUGUGCCAGUCCAAUGCUUUACCCAGUCACGUAAAGAUCAAUGUGUCCCGGCAGACGUUGUUCGAAGAUUCCUUCCAACAGAUUAUGGCAUUAAAACCCUAUGACUUGAGGAGGCGAUUAUAUGUAAUAUUUAGAGGAGAAGAAGGACUUGAUUAUGGUGGCCUAGCAAGAGAAUGGUUUUUCUUGCUUUCACAUGAAGUUUUGAACCCCAUGUAUUGCUUAUUUGAGUAUGCUGGCAAGAACAACUACUGUCUACAGAUAAAUCCAGCAUCAACUAUUAAUCCAGACCAUCUUUCAUACUUUUGUUUCAUUGGUCGCUUUAUUGCUAUGGCACUCUUUCAUGGGAAGUUUAUUGAUACUGGUUUCUCGUUACCCUUCUACAAGCGUAUGCUAAGUAAAAAACUGACUAUUAAGGAUUUGGAAUCGAUCGAUACUGAGUUUUAUAAUUCCCUUAUCUGGAUAAGAGACAACAACAUUGAGGAAUGUGGCUUAGAAAUGUACUUUUCUGUUGACAUGGAGAUUUUGGGAAAGGUUACGUCACAUGACCUGAAGUUGGGAGGUUCCAAUAUCCUAGUGACAGAGGAGAACAAAGAUGAAUAUAUUGGUUUAAUGACUGAGUGGCGUUUUUCUCGAGGAGUACAAGAACAGACCAAAGCUUUCCUUGAUGGCUUUAAUGAGGUUGUUCCCCUUCAGUGGCUGCAGUACUUUGAUGAAAAAGAAUUGGAGGUUAUGUUGUGUGGCAUGCAGGAGGUCGACCUGGCAGAUUGGCAGAGAAACACUGUGUAUCGACAUUAUACCAGAAACAGCAAGCAAAUCAUUUGGUUUUGGCAGUUUGUGAAGGAGACAGACAAUGAAGUGAGAAUGCGACUGCUGCAGUUUGUCACUGGAACCUGCCGUUUACCUCUAGGAGGAUUUGCUGAACUCAUGGGAAGUAAUGGGCCUCAAAAAUUUUGCAUUGAAAAAGUUGGCAAAGAUACCUGGUUACCAAGAAGCCACACAUGUUUUAAUCGCUUGGAUCUACCACCAUAUAAGAGUUAUGAACAACUAAAGGAAAAACUUCUUUUUGCAAUAGAAGAAACAGAGGGAUUUGGACAAGAAUGAAUGUGGCUUCUUGUCUUGGAGGAGCUCUUGCAUUUAAAUACCCCAGCCAAGAAAAGUUGCACAGAUAGUGUAUAUAAGCUGUUCAUUCUGUACAGUGAAUUUUCUGAAUCUCUCAAAAGUAUAAAUGUUUUCCGUUCUUCCACAGAAAUAUGCAAAACAGCUCAUCCUUUUCUACUUUAUUUAUUGUUCCCUUGAAAUGACUGACCAGGAAAAAAAAAUCAUCCUUAAAUUUUGAAGCAAGCAAGAGACUUUAUUAAAAAUAAGUAUAUAUCUAUAUAAGCAUAUGAUAGUGGCUCUAGUUUUAUAGAGCUCAGAGUGUAUUAAACGUGACAGCCACUCAUUUGAAAGUAGUCUGGAUUUGCUUUACCUUGUUUCUGUUACCCAGGGGAAGAAGUUCAAAUUGCUCCAUGUUUUUUUCCCUGAUGUAACAUCUCUUGAGGGUGUUUAGCUGCAUGGCUGUUCAGGAAGGUAUUAAGGGCUUAGGCCAAAAUCUUACUUUGAAUAUGUUAAAAAAGUGCUGCUGGCUUUUCUUAAGAUGGGUGCUUGAACCUGUCAGUUUAUUUUAAAUAAAUACAGUAGUUGAAAAUUUUCCCUCUUUGCUACAUCACUAAUACAGUCAGUCAAAGUCAUUAAUGAAACCAUAACUUACAUGAGUAAAUCAUAUACUAGAUCUACUACCAUUUAGUUUAUUCUGGAAAUUGGGGAGAAUUCACUGAGCAGCAUAGAGGUUUGUUUACAGUUACUUUGAGAUGCUAGCUUUUUGUGGAAUUAAAAAGAAUCAGGCACUUCUGUACUUUAGUUUUAGUAUCUAUGAUGUUCUUUAAAUACAGAAUAAAUUGAUAUAAUUUGAUACUUAGGAACAUAUAAAAAGGUAAUGUGAACUUUUCUGCUUUUGUGUUCGAAAUUUUGGUUUUAUAAAACCAGAUGGAUUGAAGACUUACAUAAGCAUCUAAAUAUUCAAAUAAGUCUAAUGAUUUCCUAUUACAGUUUGAGUAUCUUCAUUCCUCUUAAAUUCAUAAAAGUUCUAUGUAUCUGAAUAAGCAUAUAAAAAAUAUUUUGGUCUUCCCCCCUUUUUAUAUAAAUUAUUAUUUUUGUCCUAAAUACUUUGUUUUUCAUUAUCAAAGACAUUUACUGAACUACAAAAAUGUGUAACAAUCUGAUGUGAAUGGUAUUAAUGCUACUUUAGCAAGUGGGGCUUCCUUAUUAAUAUAAAAAUUUAAAUUUCCACUUGUA